UUCCCGAAUCCCGACUUUUCCAUUACAGCACAAAAUUCUCGAUUUUUUUCUAUUCUUCCUUUUUUUAAUUUCUUUUUUCUGUCUAUUUUCACUCAAAGGAGAAAGACGUUGUUGACGUGUAUAAAAACCACUACCUGACGAAGAAAAAAGAAAAGAGUAUCAUGACAGACACUUCGGAACUGGAGAUCAUUGAGAAUUCCCCACCGUUUCAACAUGAGCAGGUCAAGAUCCGGCGUGGAACCUUAAACCAAGCAUCGUCGACUGAGCGAAUGUUUUCGGCGUGUGCUGGCGCCCUUGUCACGUCUACACUCAUGACUCCUUUGGACGUGGUCAAGACGAGAUUACAAAGCCAAGAAGCAACAGGUUACCGACAUUUGAACGGUACAACUGACGGACUGGUCAAGAUUAUGCGUAUUGAAGGCCCACUUGCGUUAUUUCGGGGUCUGUCUGCAGGAUUAGUCAUGGCGAUCCCUUCGACUGUGAUUUAUUUUGUUGGGUACGAUUAUAUUCGCGAUCAUAUUCGACAAUCACGGUUCGGAAACACAGCAGUACAUGACUACUCGCCAUUAUGGGCUGGAGGUGUAGCAAGAACUGUUGCUGCUGCGGUCAUUUCACCAAUCGAAUUAUUCAGAACUCGCAUGCAGGCCGUAGAAGGAGCAGACGGAUUUCCAGCUGUAUGGCGUGGAAUUAUGCAAAUGGUACAACGAGAGGGCAUGGUUUCUUUAUGGCGAGGUUUAUUGCCAACAAUGCUUCGUGAUGUGCCAUUUUCUGGCUUGUAUUGGAUGGGUUAUGAGCAGAUCAAACAGUAUUUGAGCAGCAAAAACUCGAACCAAGAUACCCUGUCUAAUUUUCAAAGCUCAUUUAUUGCGGGUGCAUCUUCUGGAAUGUUUGCAGCCGUAGUUACUACACCUUUCGACGUGAUCAAAACACAACGGCAAGUUAACUCUGGUGACGACGCACGGAUUAUGCGACUCAUCAGAAAAACCCGGAUUGCUGAAGGUUACCGUGGUUUCUUUCGAGGUGUUGUUCCGCGCGUGGUCAAAGUCGCACCAUCAUGUGCCAUAAUGAUUUCGAGCUAUGAAGUUGGCAAGCGAUUCUUUGCUGAACGUCGAGAUAACCAACAACAGCAACAUUCUGCUACCUUUGCAUCUUCCUCUUCCUCGUUAUAAUAGACUUGUACAUACGUUAUAUUUUUUCUACAUACACACCCAACUCCACACCACCACCACCACCACCACUAAAUUCACACCACAGCUAAAAAUUUUUACUCGCAUUUACACAUAAGAAACCCCACUCACUAUAUAUCACUUGUUUUUGCUCUUUCUUUUAUUAUUUCGCAUCUAAACACACUUUACGCAAGUUCUUUUCAUACUCUAGAGAAAAAAAAGGAUAAUCAAAUAAACAAGUAAAAACCUGUUUUAACUUGUCAUUAAAUCGAUGAAUUGCAUUUCGAUUGGAUGUCCUUGAGUCUUCUGUAUAUAAUAGGACCGCAUACUAUGAUAGAUGUGUGUAUCUGCACACAUCGCUCGAUAACAAGUCGUUAAUAGAGCGAAAGUACGAUCUAUAAG
Zychaea mexicana is the source of this 1568-nucleotide messenger RNA. RefSeq names its product mitochondrial carrier domain-containing protein. The transcript has 7 exons. NCBI's taxonomy places the organism in Eukaryota, Fungi, Mucoromycota, Mucoromycetes, Mucorales, Lichtheimiaceae. Gene Ontology annotation, biological process: mitochondrial transmembrane transport. The record is from RefSeq and is a predicted model, not a curated record. The coding region runs from base 162 to 1169 and encodes 335 amino acids.